AUGGAGGAGCAAUUCAUACUAAGAGUACCACCAGCAGUAGCGGAAAGAAUUGAGCGUCUUCUGAACGACCCAACAUCUUCUUCAGACGACAAGUCCUUGGAUUUGAGCUUUUCUGAUGAUGGAAGGACUGGCUCGUUUGUUAUAGGCAAUGACCAGUUCUCUGCAUCACUAUUGGAUCUUCCCACUGUUGUAGAGUCCUAUAAAACUUUUGAUGACAGUGCGUUGAUAAAAACUGCAGACAUUGGUCAAAUGAUAAUGGUGACAGAGGAUGGUGACAGCGUUCCAGAUACAGUGGAGUAUAGACACGGCCUUACCCCUCCAAUGAGGGAUGCUCGAAGGCGAAGAUUUCGCCGGGAGCCAGAUUUAAAUCCUGAGGUUGUCCGUCGUGUUGAGAAAGAUUUGCAGAACAUCAUGGCUGGUGGAACUGCUGAGAAUUUUAAUAUCCUUCAACAUGUUAUUCUUGGUUUAAUUGUUGCAAUGGUUGAGCAAGAGGAAGAUGGAGAUGAAAAUGCUCUAGUAAGCAAGAAAGGAAGACCUACACCUUCAGCUAAGCCUGAUGUGCCAGAGGCUGGGACAGUUGGCGGGGAACCCGAUGGCAGUGAUUCUGAUGAAUCUGAUGAUUCAGUAUAG
This is a messenger RNA of Fraxinus pennsylvanica, 630 nucleotides long. NCBI's taxonomy places the organism in Eukaryota, Viridiplantae, Streptophyta, Magnoliopsida, Lamiales, Oleaceae. The record is from the annotation of a GenBank genome assembly.